AUGACACGAGAACAGUACAUAUUGGCAACACAGCAGAAUCACCUGCCCCGAACGGAGAAUCCUCAAUUUUAUCCAGUUGGAAUUUAUGGAUGGAGGAAGAGGUGCUUAUACUUUUUUGUCCUCCUGCUUCUGGUUACUGCAAUUGUUAACUUAGCCAUGACGAUAUGGAUAUUGAAAGUGAUGAAUUUCACUGUGGAUGGGAUGGGAAAUCUGAGAGUCACCAAGGAAGGAAUCCGACUUGAAGGUAUAUCUGAAUUUCUACUUCCAUUGUAUGUGAAAGAAAUCCAUUCCCGAAAGGACAGUCCACUGGUCUUACAGUCUGACAGAAAUGUUACGCUGAAUGCCCGGAAUGCCCUGGGGCAACUCACUGGCCAGCUGACUGUAGGAGCAGAUGCUGUGGAAGCUCGGUGUAAAAAGUUUGAAGUGCGUGCAAGUGAAGGUGGCAGGGUCCUGUUUUCGGCCAAUGAAGAAGAGAUCGCCAUUGGGGCUGACCGACUGAAAGUGACAGGCACAGAAGGAGCGGUGUUUGGACACUCUGUGGAAACACCUCAUAUCAGAGCAGAACCUUCCCAAGACCUCAAGCUUGAAUCUCCAACUAGGUCUUUGAUCAUGGAAGCACCCAGAGGCGUCCAAGUGAGUGCAGCUGCGGGAGACUUCAAGGCCACUUGCAGGAAAGAACUUCACUUACAAUCCACAGAGGGGGAGAUCUUUUUAAAUGCAGACACCAUUCGUCUGGGAAAUCUGCCUGUGGGCUCCUUUUCAGCUGCCCCACCAAGCUCCCCAGCUCCUCAACAGACUGUGUAUGAGCUCUGUGCCUGUCCCAAUGGCAAACUGUACCUUUCCCCAGCUGGAGCAGGCUCCACAUGUCACUCCAGCAGCAGCAUUUGCUUGUGGCACUGA
Molecule: messenger RNA, 900 nt
Organism: Vombatus ursinus (common wombat)
Lineage: Eukaryota; Metazoa; Chordata; Mammalia; Diprotodontia; Vombatidae
Gene: SGCZ
Product: sarcoglycan zeta
Exons: 7
Coding region: 1-900 (299 amino acids)
Biological process (GO): heart contraction; cardiac muscle tissue development
Cellular component (GO): sarcolemma; sarcoglycan complex
Source: RefSeq, a predicted model, not a curated record